GGCGACACACUUCACUCUCUAGUAACGACGAUAUCAACUCCGAGAAACGGGACUGUAGUAGAAAGAAAGUCCACCGACUUCUCUCCCUCUGAAAAUCUCAGAUCAAAUCACAGAUGCAACGAUUGUAAUUAAACUUUUAGCUUUAGAUCUCUUCUUGAAACAUCUGCAAAGAUGGGAUCUGUCUCCCUCAAGAUCGGCGACGGAACCGCCAGAUUCCGACGAACAUCCAUCUGCUCCUCCGCCGUAAACCUCCUCAUGCUCUUCUCCGUCGUCACCACAAACCUCUUCGCCUUAUACGCCUUCUCCUCCCACUCCCAAUCCCAAUCCCCCAACUCUCCCCUCCUCCACCACUCCCAAAACAUCUCCCUCGUCUCCCAACACCUCUCCCUCAUCCUCCGAGAGAUCGACACCUCCCAACGCAAACUCGCUCAGAUGGAAAAACAACUCCUCGGCUACGAAUCAAUCGACCUCUCCCGCCCCAACACCGUCCCCGAACUCAAACUCUACCUCCAGCGCCACCAGCUCCCUCUCGGUAAAGACUCGAGAACCGGAAUCACGGAGAUGGUCUCCUCAGUGGGUCACACCUGCGAGAAAUCUCCGGAUUUGCUUUCGCAGUAUAUGUCGUACAAAGUGUUUGAUAAGUGUCCUGAUGACUGGAGCCUCGGGCAAAAGCUCGUCAUCCGCGGAUGCGAGCCUUUGCCCAGGAGACGUUGCUUGGCGAAAACCGUCGCCAAGCAAGAUCUCAGGCCGUUUCCGGAGUCUUUAUGGAAGCCUGUUGGUAACAAGAGUGUUAACUGGAGUGGGCUUGGUGGCUGCAAGAGCUUUGAUUGCUUGAGAGGGAAGAAACUCGGCCCGGAUUGUUUCGGAUGCUUCGAGUUAGGUAACGAGAAAGAUAGGUUCGUGAAGAUUAAGUGGAAGAACGACUUCUUGAUCGACGAUGUUUUGAGUUUAGGCAACGGGAAGAUCAGGAUUGGGUUCGAUGUUACCGGUGGUGGUUCAGGGACUUUCGCGGCGCGGAUGGCUGAGAGGAAUGUUACUGUGAUUACCAACACGUUGAACAACGGUGGUCCGUUUAGUGAAUUCGUGGCGGCGAGAGGGGUUUUCCCGUUGUUUUUGAGUUUGGAUCAUAGGUUUCCUUUUCAUGACAAUGUGUUUGAUCUUGUUCAUGGCUCGAGUGGGUUGGAUGUUGAUGGGAAGGUGGAGAAGAUGGAGUUUUUGAUGUUUGAUCUUGAUAGGGUUUUGAAGCCUGGUGGGUUGUUUUGGUUGGAUAAUUUUUACUGUGCUAGUGACUUGAAGAAGAAGGAGAUGACGCGUUUGAUUGAGAGGUUUGGGUAUAAGAAGCUGAAGUGGGUUAUUGGUGAGAAGGCUGAUGGGCAAGUUUAUCUCUCUGCUGUUCUGCAAAAGCCUGUGAGGGUUUGAUCGUGAUGGUAAGAGUAAUACUCUUUACUGUUUACUUUGAUCAUAUGAUAUACAGAAUUGGAUUUCAUGUGGGGAUAUUUGUAUCAGAGAAGAAUAAGCAUCAAUUAAUGUCGAUUAUUUAUUUAUGGAGGCUAUUGAAGAAUCAUUUGUAUAAGCUUAUCAGUUACUGUUUUUUUUUUUUAAUUUUGUCGAUUAUAGUUACUUUUUGCAAUUCAUAUCCUUAUAAAUUACGGUAUUACGCU
Messenger RNA from Eruca vesicaria subsp. sativa (arugula), 1661 nucleotides. NCBI's taxonomy places the organism in Eukaryota, Viridiplantae, Streptophyta, Magnoliopsida, Brassicales, Brassicaceae. The record is from the annotation of a GenBank genome assembly.